GUGAGGCCAUGAAGCAGGAACUUGGCCCUCAGAUCCGGAAGGCGCAGGAGGGUUUCAAGUCAGGAAGUCAAACGACCCAAAGAAAACGCUGUAUUCUCAGCGAUGCAGCUGACGCGGCGUGCUGGUCUGGAAGACCCCCUGCUCCCGCCUGCGCCUUCUGACCAGCAGCCCACUGCCGCUGCCACCGGACCGCUCGUCGAAGCCCACACGGGUCCCCACAGCGGGCGCACCACGGAACAACCGCGAAGGGGGCCGUCUCCUCGGGCUCCGGGGACUCACAGACCAGGGAGAAAGGGGCGCCCAGGACCCCCUGACAAGGCAGGCGCCCGCGCUCCUCGCCGCCCAGAUGGACCCGCACCGAGUUGCAGACCCGCCUGUGUGGGGCGAGCUGCCACCCAGCGACCCACCGGCACCAUCUGAGGGCAGAGGCGGAAACUCCGUGGCUCUCCCACGUCGGCCCCAAAGCACAGGCGACGUCCUGGUUGGUCACAGUGCAGAAUGUGCUGCAGGACACCCCUUUCCUGGUGACUCUCACACCAAGAGCAAACCCGAUUCUCUCACUGUCCACAUUCUCGGGGCACGAAUGCGGCGUGAAGCCCAACACACGACAUCCAACGCCCCAGCAACACGUGCAGCGCAGACACGUCGGGUCACGCGGACACAGACACGCCGCCUCCCCGUAGGCACUCCCGCAGGCACCGCUGCCACGGGCCGUCAGCUCCUGACACUUUACUUGUCCUCCCCAGAGGCGCGGGAACUCCAGUCUAGGGCAGACAGCACGGGCUCACUUCCGGGCCACCCGCGGCACGGCCGGGCUCCGCAGCGGACGCAGGCUCCUUCACACUCACCCUCGGCCUCACCUGCCAGGCCAGGCCCCCGCCCCAGAGCGGGGGACAGGCCCCAGGAGGGGCACGGAACGCAGAGCAGCCUCCCGGCAUGCCACAUGCCACCCACAUGGCCCGUCAUAUCCAAGGCGGCACCAAAUGGAGGCUACCCUACCCCAUUCCAUUAUAUGCCACCAAGGAAACACUGGCCAGACGCACGACAGCACUGCGGUCUCCUGUCCCUUAUACCCGUUCCAAAAGCUACACACGCAGCCUCACUAAGCCAGACUGUGAGUGCCCUAAAUAUACGCAAACAUCAAAACGUGCCCCAAACAGACACCCAGGACUACAGCACGCUACAUCUCAGUCCUCUGACUCACUGGUCAGCUCCAUCCCCCACGUCCCCGUUGUCACCCAUAGCACUCGAUUCGGGCGUGCGGGGCAGAAAGCUCUUGCCGCACGGGGAGAAGCCCAGCCGGAGGCCCGGCCCACAGCUCCCGCCGCACCUCGGCCAUGAGCCGGGAGCCCAGCGCCUGGUCACCCAGCACCAGCCGCGGAGAGCUCAAGGCAGCCAGUCAGAAACACAGACCCUGUGUGGAGAAGACAACAGUUUUAGAAAACUAAAAGCCAUCGUUCAUAUUCUCAGGGGUCUAAGAGAAGAAAACCAUCCCCAAGGACAGGAUGCUACGGGGAAGAAUUAUCAGAGGACAAGUAUUCUUUGAAGUCAAAACCAGGACAGGAGUGAAAAAUCCCACUGACGAAGGGGGAGAUGACACAGUCCUCCAUCAAGUAGAUCAAAACAUCAAAGGGAAAGAAAACAGAGAAAGAAAUCAAACAAAGGACCAGGCGUGAGGUCCAGUAUGCAGAGAGCAGGAGCCCCAAAGCAAGGACAAGAGAGACACAGAGCAGAGGAAAUCAAAGAGGAGGAUUCGGAUCGGGACCCUCGAUUACAGAUGUGAGCUUUCAGGUUAAAAGGGCCCACCGAGUCCCAGCACAGUGACGGAGACAGACCGCAGCCAAGCACGGGUGAGCGGCACGUACGCACGCAGGACCGAGGAAACCGGCACGAGUGCCCGAGCUCAGGAUCAGUAGGUGGGAAGCCAGCAGAGCUCCCGGCCCCGAGGAAGAGCGGCGCCAGCUCCGCCGGUGCUCUCGGUCACACUCGGGGAGGGCGAGGUGGAAGGCACGUGCAGACAGGGAAGGCCUCAGAGGCAGAACCUCCCCAGUGCCCUUUCCGAGCAGCUACCGGACCGAGGAUGACAGAAGACGUGAGAACAGGGGACGGCGCCUCCAGCGGGGUACAUAGUGGGGAUGAGGGGCGGAUCUGGGGCUCACCAGGGACCAUCGGGGCGCGCGGCAGCAGAAGCACAGCUCUGAGGCGGAACCAACAGGGCUCCGGGCCUGUCUGAGCACAAGGUGGGGGAUUCGCAGAUCAUCACAGGACUUUUGGAGCAAAGUCCUCUCUAAGUACUUGUUCCCAAGCAAGAAACAAACCGGCAAACACAAAGACGACCGGAGGGAAAGCCUGAGCGCGCACCGUGCGGAUCCGGGAUCAGCAACUCUCCCACAGCACACGGACACCACAGAGCCACCGAAGUGCGCGUCCCAACACUUCCCGGCUGCUCGAGGCCACGUUCGCACAAUUACCGGGCUCUGAACUCUGCGAGAACAGCUGAUGAAAAGGACUCCUCUCUGCUAACGGCAAUAGGACAUUCAGAGCACGUAGAUUAUCUUGAAAAGAAAAAGUAAAACUUUGAAGGAAAAGACAGAGCACUAAAGGAAACGUGGACGCCUGGGUUCUUAGGAGAGAACACUUGUCAUCGGCUGCGCUCCACGGCUCUUUCUACGCUGCUGACGUUCCGCAGUCUAGGAGGCGCUUAAGGGUUUGCACUCAUCUUCUGGUAUGUUCCCUCUCUGUCCUUCACUUUGAACGAGAAAUCUUUUUAUUAAAGUUUUUUUUUUUAACGGUUUCCAGUUUUUCAACAGUGAAUAUGGGAAAACAGGUAAAACGUGGAUAUUUCCCACGCAUGUCCGUACACGCGGACUUUGCGUUUGCAGCACUGGCUUCCUGCAUGCUGAGAUCUGACCCCUCAGGAGCCAGGAAGGAGCAGCUCCGACGCCAGUGAAAAUCCACUAACCCCGCGGAAGCGAGCCGGAAGCAUGGACGCCCGUGUGCGGUACCUGCCGGCAUACUAGAAGCAUCUCCCUUCCGCUACAAGAGAAGCCUCUCGUUUGUAUCCUAGAAACACUGAUCCAUAAAGAGUGGAACUAGAGAUAAACGGGACUGAGGAAGGUGGGCAGAGGCCACCAGGCCCCCCAGAGCCAGGGAGGCCGGCAGGCAAGGUUUCUCUGCGUCUCCCUCUGCAGCCAGCACGGCGGUCCCACCACAGCCCAGGAUGGCGUUUGAUGGCUCUGGUCCCAGAAGGGGAGCUGUUUAUUUCCACAUAGAAAAGACACCUUCCUUAAAGGACAAUUUAUGUAAUGUUCCUUUGUUAGGGUUCUGUGGACAAAAGGAAAGGCUUAAUCCUCAGGUAACUUUUUUUUUUUUAAAUUUUACUGAUUGAUAACAGACCAUAAACCACACCCACCUAAAGGGCAUAAAGUGCUAAGUCUAGGCCUGUGUCUGCGUCCAGGAAACCACCACUCCCAUCAAUGCCACAAGCGUGUCCCACACCCCCAGGAAGCCACUGUGUGCCUUCUGUCGCUGGACACAGUCUGCAUUUCCUAGUUUUCUGUAAAUGGGCCCACACCAUACAUCUUUUUUGGCAAAAGGUCUGUUUUUUUCACACAGAUUAUGUAAUCAUCUGAGUUUUCUCCAUACUGCUCGUGUAACACUAGCUCAGAGCUCUCCGCUCCGGGCCGUCCUUCCGCGGUAUUUCUGGAACCGACGCGCUGAUCCGUUCUCCUGAGGAUGGCCGCUCAGGGUGGUCCACAUUCAAGUGGUGUGAACGUUCACACACAAGUCUCUGUGUGACCCAGUGCGUUCCUCUCCUGUGCGUCAGUACCUGCUGGUGGAACUAAUGGGACAUACUUUAGGGAAACGUUUAGCUUUUUGUAAAACUCCCAGACAGCUUUGCAAAGAGGCCGCAGGCCAGAGCACAGGCGCUGGCCGCUGGAGAGGGGCCCAGCUUGACCAGGCGCGCCCCUGCCAGCAGCCCACCGGCCUGGGGUCCCCAGCUCAGCCAUCCCGCAGGCACGCAGCAGCGUCCCCCUGUGCGUCUCAUGGUCAUCCUCCUACUGACGAGUGGGGCCCAACAUCUGCUCGGGUGGGACGGCACCCUCUGAACACUCUCUGCUAAGGUGUCGUUCAAAUCUUCGGCUCAUUUUUUACCUGGUUGCUCUCUCAUUACCAAGUGGUGAGAGUUCUUCGCUUGGGAUGAAAACUGUCAAGCACGUAACGUGCAAAUACCUCCCAGGCUGCACCCUGCUCGGCCAUCUCCUGUGCCUUUAGACGAGCAAGUCUGACACUUGAUCAAAGCUCACAUGUUCAUGCUGCCUUUCGUGGGUCAUGCUCUCGCUACUGUAGCAAAGAGAUCUCUGCCUAGCCACAGUCUUGCGUGCUUUCUUCCAGAACUUUCGUCGUCUUAGGUUGUACAUUUCGCACAGUUUUGACUUAGUUUUCUACGCGAGGUGAGAGGUCUGGUCAAGGGUUCCGGAGCCAUUUGUUGAAAAGACCGUCCUUUCUUCCCUGGACCGCAUGCACGUCAGUCGGCCACUGACCUGCGGGUCUAACUCUGGACUAUCUCCGACCCGCUUACAGGUGCCCCAUGUUCACGGUGACCCGACACACCAGCGUCCCCGGAGUCUGACGGCGAGUCUCCAAGACAGACAAUGGGCAGCUUCCAACUUAAUCCUUCUUCUCAAAACUGUUUCGACUGCUCUCUUGUUCCUUCCAAUAUAUGAAGUCAAUGAACACAGAAAAAUGUCAUCAGCAUUUUCCCUGCCACGAGACAGCGACAUGAACCUAAAUGUCCCAGGACUGGAUAAUAUCAGGAUUUAUGAAAAAAAAGUCAAGAGAGAAAACCCCAACUGGGCUGAAGGCGGAAGUGACUCAUCUUUGGACAGGAGAGCAUGGAAAGCAGAUGAACGAUAUUCAGCCGUCUGCAAGGAACCCAGGCGUCUGGAACUCCACGGCUCCAGUCUGGGAGGCCUGGACGGGACGGCGGCCGGAGCAAGCCACACCAUGGGCCGGCGCCACCACCCCACCCGUGGGCAGUGUGUAUGGUUCGGGUGCCAGGCACCGAGGGGGGCUCUGCUCUUCUGCCUGCCGGGGACUUGUCCCCGUGGAGGCACAUGUGGUUACGUGGGCCCCGCAGUGCAUGCAGGGGCAACAGUGGCUAAUGUGGGGCGGGGCUCUGGGGCCUUUCAUCAGGCUUCAAAGAUGGUGAAGCCGCUUCUCGAUUCUGGAGCUCACGUUACAGACCAUGAUUUCAAGAACAAAAACAUGGGGGCGCCUGGGUGGCUCAGUGGGUUAAAGCCUCUGCCUUCAGCUCAGGUCAUGGUCCCAGGGUCCUGGGAUCG
Lutra lutra (Eurasian river otter) is the source of this 5345-nucleotide messenger RNA. RefSeq names its product translation initiation factor IF-2-like. The coding region runs from base 347 to 1546 and encodes 399 amino acids. The transcript is spliced from 2 exons. NCBI's taxonomy places the organism in Eukaryota, Metazoa, Chordata, Mammalia, Carnivora, Mustelidae. The record is from RefSeq and is a predicted model, not a curated record.